Messenger RNA from Penaeus indicus, 1668 nucleotides. RefSeq lists its product as uncharacterized. NCBI's taxonomy places the organism in Eukaryota, Metazoa, Arthropoda, Malacostraca, Decapoda, Penaeidae. The coding region runs from base 1 to 1668 and encodes 555 amino acids. The transcript is spliced from 4 exons. The record is from RefSeq and is a predicted model, not a curated record.
AUGUGCUGGUCACGCGCAGUUAUCACAGUGCAGACUGUGACACCGACCACUCUCUGGUUGUCAGCAAGAAUCAACAACCCUGAGCUGCGGGAACACUUCGCCAAAGCCAUCGAUGUAGCCCUUGAGGGUUGCCCAGCUGGCAGCGCUACAGAGCGGUGGAACCACAUCCGUGAGGCUGUGUUUCAGACUGCCAUGGGUACCUUUGGGAAAAGAGAGAGAAAGAGUGCAGACUGGUUUGAGUCAGGAGUCGCUGAGCUGGAGCCCGCUAUCGCUGCUAAGCGAGCUGCCCUACUUGCCCACAAAAAUUACCCCUCCAUGAAGACGCUCGCGACACUUCGUGCUGCUUGCUGCAACACACAGAGGAUCGCCAGACGCUGUGCUAACAACUAUUGGUCGAGCCUCUGCCAAGACAUCCAGCUCUUUGCAGACAUGGGCAAAGUGCGGGGUAUGUACGAUACUCUGAAAAAAGCUUUUGGCCCAAGCACCAUCAAGACUGGCCCCAUCAAAUCUGCCGAAGGCGUGCUCAUCAAAGACCGCAGCAAGCAGAUGGAGAGAUGGGCUGAACACUUUCAAAAGCUCUACUCGAGAGAAACUACAGUCUCCAACACAGCCCUCGAGCGUACUCAUCCACUACCUACUAUGGACGAACUUGACGCACCACCUACAAUUGAAGAGCUCAGCAAAGCCAUUGACUCCCUAGCCAGCGGAAAAGCACCAGGCAGCGACAACUCCCUCCUACAACAUCUUCACAUGCUCCUUCUGCAGUGCUGGGAGGAGGGGGCUGUGCCCCAGGACAUGCGCAACGCCAUGAUUAUCACGAUCUACAAGAACAAGGGAGAACGCAUUGUCGGCAAAGCCUUUGCCCGUGUCGACCUCGACAGACUGCAACUCCUUGCUGAGCGUGUUUACCCUGAGGCACAGUGUGGAUUCAGGACCGCCAGAUCAACCAUUGACAUGGUGUUCUCUGUGAGGCAGCUACAGGAGAAAUGCCGGGAGCAGAGACAGCCCCUGUACCUGGCUUUCAUCGACCUCACCAAGGCCUUCGAUCUGGUUAGCCGAGAUGGACUGUUUGCCCUCCUCCAGCGUAUUGGAUGUCCUCCCAAGCUCCUGAGUCAGAUCGUGUCCUUCCACCAGGAUAUGAGCGGCACUGUCCAGUUUGACGGAUUAUGCUCGGAGCCCUUUCCGAUCAGAAAUGGAGUGAAGCAGGGCUGCGUCCUUGCCCCGACCCUCUUUGGCAUUUUCUUCUCCCUGCUCCUAUCACACGCUUUCGGGGACUCCGAUGACGGCAUAUUCAUUCACACCAGAAGUGACGGAGGGCUCUUCAACUUAGCAUGCCUUCGAGCAAAGACCAAACCGCCUGUGCAGAGUAUUGGCCUCACCAUCAGCCUCAAGAAGACCCAAGUCAUGGGCCAGGAUGUCAGCAGCGCCCCCAGCAUCUCCAUUGGCGAUCACACUCUCGAGGUGGGUGGAGAAGUUCACCUAUCUCGGGCCACUAUCUCUAGCAACCUCUCCCUUGAUGCAGAGCUGAACACCAGGAUUGGCAAGGCAGCGACCGCGAUGGCCCGCUUGACGAAGCGAGUCUGGGACAACACCAUGCUCACCAUCAACACCAAGAUAAGAGUAUACCAGGCCUGUGUACUGAGCACUCUCCUGUUUUCCUCCAGAUGA